AUGUAUAACAUUGCACAUGGAGCUACAUGCAGCAUUAAGGAAGAACAGGAAGACAGAUACCUGUUCUAUGCCAAUAGGACAGCAGGGGAGGUCCGGUUCCUGGAGAGGUACAUCUACAGCUGGCAGGAGUUUGUGCCCUUCAACAGCAGCCGCAGGAGCUACGAGGCUGUCACUGAGCUGGGCGAGCCCGGCGCCCACUGCUGGAACAGCCAGAAGGAGUGGAUGGAAUAUAUGCAGACCCAGGUGGACACCUUCUGCUGCCACAACUACAGGGUCCAAGAGGGAUGGGGCAUCACCCUCGCCAGGAAGGAAGGGUGA
Molecule: messenger RNA, 318 nt
Organism: Gekko japonicus
Lineage: Eukaryota; Metazoa; Chordata; Lepidosauria; Squamata; Gekkonidae
Product: HLA class II histocompatibility antigen, DRB1-8 beta chain-like
Exons: 1
Coding region: 1-318 (105 amino acids)
Biological process (GO): immune response; antigen processing and presentation
Cellular component (GO): membrane; MHC class II protein complex
Source: RefSeq, a predicted model, not a curated record